Scheffersomyces stipitis CBS 6054 is the source of this 441-nucleotide messenger RNA. RefSeq lists its product as uncharacterized. The transcript has a single exon. Gene Ontology annotation, cellular component: cytoplasm. The record is from RefSeq and is a predicted model, not a curated record. Lineage: Eukaryota; Fungi; Ascomycota; Pichiomycetes; Serinales; Debaryomycetaceae. The coding region runs from base 1 to 441 and encodes 146 amino acids.
AUGUCGUCCCAAUUCGAUGCUGACAACGCCGACAAUUUAGAGGAAAUUGAAAAGCAAUUCGCCGUCAAAGCUGUCAACCAGGCUGAAACAUACUGGGGUCUUCUUGAAAAAAUCCCAGGCUCCACCUUAAAGUUGACUAAACACGAUGACGAUAUCUUCGAGUCACUUUUGCAAGACUUCCCAGAAUUCAAGGAACCUGCCAAAGUGGCGGAAAUCAGGGAACUGGAAAUGAAAUCGCCAGAAGGUAAGAAAAGAUGGAGAGACUUCUGUGAAAAGUUCAACGAAAUUGAAGACUACAACUUUGGUACUUUGUUGAGAACCAAGUCAAAUGAGUUUUACACACAAGAAGGAACCAUUUUUGCUGUGAGAAUCCAGUUUUAUGCUAUUGAAAUCGCUAGAAACAGAUAUGGUUUGAAUGACUGGGCUGUUCUCAAGAAGUAA